Nymphalis io (European peacock) is the source of this 774-nucleotide messenger RNA. RefSeq lists its product as uncharacterized. The transcript is spliced from 2 exons. NCBI's taxonomy places the organism in Eukaryota, Metazoa, Arthropoda, Insecta, Lepidoptera, Nymphalidae. The record is from RefSeq and is a predicted model, not a curated record. Bases 1 to 774 code for a protein of 257 amino acids.
AUGGAUCAGCUUCAAAAAUCGAUUGAGCAGCUAGCUGCCACGUUCACAGCUCAAAUGAAUGAGUUCCAGAGGGAAUUUCGGUCGUCCAUUCCUGCAGCCACCACAUCAUCCAAUAUACAUGCGCAAUUUAGUGCAUUCCGAGCUUUUGUGAUGACGGCGCUGCAGAACUUGCAGAUGCAGCUUCAAAUUCGCUCCAGGCAACAGGAGGAAAUGGAGGUCCGGUCCAGGAGGAAUAUGUUGCUUGUUCAUGGUGUGCCCCAGGUCCACAAUGAAGAUCCAGCUGAGAUUGUGUGCAAGGUGUUAAGAGAGCGGCUAUCCUUGGCAGAAAUCAUAGUGAGCAAUGUUAAAAGAUGCCAACGCUUGGUUCGUAGAAAUAAUAGUGACAAGCAUCGUGCUAUCUUGAUAAAAUUCUGUAAUCAGGGGCUUCGCAACAAGAUAUGGUACGGCAAAUCUAAAUUAAAGGGCAGCGGUAUCACAUUGUCCGAAUUUCUGACAGAGGGCCGAUAUGAAGCGUUUGUUGCUGCGCGCAAACGAUUUGGGGUAUCCCGCAGCUGGACGAGGGAUGGCUGUGUUGUUGUGGUCAGCCCUGACCGCAAGCACCAUCGAGUCGUCUCUGUGGCUGAGGUUGACGCUAUUCCGCAGGCGGCUGGCAGCGUUGUGACAACGGCGCCGGCAACCCUGAUGCAGGUGGGAGCAGGGAAGCAGACCUCAGUAGCUUCGAUUACACCGAAACCAAAUAUUAAUGUUAGACCCAGAAAGCCCUAUAGAAAAUAG